UUAUGUUAAACUAAAUUUAUUCUUUAGAUGAGCGAAACUAAUAGAUCUUACUGAACAAUUAUUUGUUGAAGAUGAUACCAGGAGGAGGAGAUGGCUCUUUUCAAAGUCAAUCAAUCGUUGUGACUGAAGAAAAGGGAUUCUUAAUCAAAGUAGUCAAUAUUGAAAAUAUUAUACCUCCGAAAAAUAUAAUAGUCAAAGUGGACUUCAAUGGGAACAAUGUGGGGACAUCUCCAACAGUUUCCUCAGAUGAUAAAGACGUCCAAAUGAACUGGGAAGUGUUAUAUCAAAUUCCUCAACUUACAGAAACUGAUAUAGACAGUCUAAUUGCUCAUCCAUUAUUGUUUUCAGUACUGUAUGAGGAUGUGUUGCCGGCUGAGGAACCAAUUAUUAAAGGUGAGAAAGGAAAAAAGAAAAGCACGACUAAGAAACUAUCUAGCCCAAAAAGCCCUGCGAAAAAGGGAAUAUUGGCAGGAGAAGAUAGUGGGGUAAGCGUUGGAAAGAAGGUAAAGAAGUCAGAGAGCUCGAAAAGUAAAAUUUCAAAGAAAACCUUAGACGAGAGUGUAGAGAAAUCUAAUGAAUCAUUUUCAACUCUUGGAAUGGCCAAUCUUGAUUUAAUUCCAUUGAUGCAAGGAAAAUCUGAGAUAGAAGAACUCGUACUCAUUUAUCCUCCAGCAGAGGGCAAGGGUAGCCAAGCUAUAGCCUGGGCCAAUCUACCGAAAAUGAAAGUGUCAAUUGUUGGACAAGGAAACAUAACAGAUGCGUUUCAAUGCAGCAUAGCCAAUAUAUUUUAUUUCACCCUGGAAUCCCUGCACAACAUCACUCCAGAGUUCAGUGAAAACAUUGAAGUUGCCACAAUAUUGCCCCGGCCCGAGGAAUUUGAAGUAGUAAAGUUUACUAAUGGACAAGUUGUUACGGAUAACAAUACUUUGACUCCUAGAAGAAAGAAGUGGUUUGGACUGAGCGCUUUGGAGGGACAAGCAGCUAUGUCACUAUACAGCAAUGAAGACAACCUAAGUGAUGUACAAAACGCGAUGGAUUUUCAAGUGUCGCACAAAACUUUACAUUCUAUUCCGAGGAUCCAGUGGAACCAACUGUUGAGAAGUUUCAUUAAUGAAGAGUCCCAAACAACGUUUAAAAACAAACUGAUCAAAUACCGCUGCUGGCCACUUGAAAUUAUCACUCCAGAAUCAACUGAGAAAAGGAAAGAUCCUUCAGAAUCAAAAAGUAAGGAUGGAAGGAAGGAAUCUGUGGCGAAAAGCAGAGGUAGAAGUUCAAGAUACGGUACAACCAGAAGUGCUAAUCAUUUUAUAGCAUUUUUAGACCUGUCUAGGUUACUAUAUCCUGGAGUGACCAGUACGAAGGUAGUGACACAGUUGUACACGUUUGUGGAAGGUGCGAUGGCACGUGAAUUCGGGUCAGAGCACGAAAUGUUCCAGCUGUCCCGAGCUCCGUCUGUGGCAAAGGUCGACAAGUCAGUAAAGAGCGGAAAUUCCAAGAAGGAUCAGAGCAGAGCAACAACGCCCAAAACGCCUAAAAAGGGGAAAGUUUCCAUUGCGCCCCAAGUUAUCGAAGAGGAACCUGCUUUACCUCCCGAGCCAGAGCCAGUAUUCAAUGCUGAUGGGGACCCAGUGUUUGUUAUGGUCCAAGUUGAGCUCCUGAAACCACUUAUUAAGGAACGGACCAUCACAGAAAUAUCAGCCAGAAUCGAAGAAAUAAUUCCUAAAAGACGGGAAGUAUCAAAAAGCGAACAAUCAAAAAUUGAUGCCAUCCAAAGUUUUGAGGCUUGCAUCCAGAGUCUUAUCUAUGCCUUACAGGAGGAAUACCAGUUCUUCAAUAAUAAAAACGAAAAGAUUCCUGCAGAGAGGAUUUGCAAGAAUUUCCUGAUGCAUUUGCACAUGACAGGAGCCUAUACCCGAAUGAAGGAGAGUGUUAAGGAGGUGGUGGAAGCUUACAUACGUGAAGGUCUUGGAUUCCCUCACAAACUAAACUUUCUGGAUGCAAAACAACAGGAAAACCUGACUGACAUCUACUCAAGCCUGGUGUCCAAGAUGUGUUGUGUUGUGAAUUCCAAAUGUUGCAUCGAUGUUGAGGAGUAUGAUGUGGUGGUCUCCAACAAUAGCCUAUUGUUCUUUGCGAUUGAGGCUAUGGAGGAGGAUCGCUAUGAGAAAGCUCAAGAAUACUUGUUACAGAGGUUAGACAAGACUGAAAAGGCUGAUCCUCAGUUUUGGGUGGAUUACGCUAAGUUUUGGGUCAAGAAACUGGAGUUUGAGAAGGCUGGAGAAUGCACUAGAGAAGCCAUCUCUAUUGAUCCCACUUACAUCCCUGCGCUUUCAUUUCUCGGACUGUUGAGUUGGCUGACUGAAGACUUCUCCACAGCUGAAAUAUUUCUUGUAGCUGCUGUCACAUUCAACCCUCACGCCAUGGACAGCUGGCUGAUUCUACACAUGUUCCACAAGCAGAUGAAUCAGUUGGACGAAGCCAAUGCGGAAUUGCUGAACGGGAAAAGGUGUAUGGAGGUUGUAUCCAUGCAGCCCAUCAGGCACACAGGUCCUCAGCUGGUUUGGUGUCCAGAAAUGGUGGAGAAGGAGAGGAUCUUCCUCAUCACCGCUGUGAACUUGAUACGUCUGUUUUUCCCAGAGUUGGCGGAACUGGCUCUGUCGUACGACCUGUUGCAGCAUGGUCGCACAAUUGGUUACCUGUAUUACUUGGCAGUAUGCCACUACUACCAGGGCAGAUACAGAGACAGCCUCAACCACAUUGAGGAGGCCCUCAAGAUAGACUGGGAGGAAGAUCGUCUGUGGUUUCUGAAAGGCCACAACUUAUACAAACUGAAGUUCUUUACUGAAGCGAAAGAAGCCUUCCAGUUUGCAUUCAACUUAUGUGAGAUCACUGAUGAAAACCAUCAUCUGGUUAAAUUAAGACUGGGGAAUAUCUUCUUGAGUGAAGGUGACCACCAAGAGGCCCAUGCUUACUACCUGGAUAUCUGCUCCAACAGUCCAACACCUCUCUCUUGGCUUGGGCUUGGUGUUACAGCCUUCUUGAACCAUGACUUGGAUGAUGCUGAACUGGCAUUGAGUGAAGCCAACCUGUUGGACUGCCGGUUGUCUCAAGUCUGGGGCUAUUUGGCUCUGGUGAACCUGCUGAUGGCACGCCCUGAGAUCUACCAUCGAUGCCUGAGUCAAGCUCUGCGGUAUGGUUUGGACGAUCCUGUACUUCUUGAGAGACUUAACAUUCUGGGACAUCUGGUAGAGCCAUCUUGAGACUUUCAUGUCAUAUUGAGUUAAUUCUACGUUAUAAUUUAUUUCACUAAAUAAAUGUUUUUCAUGAGAA
Homalodisca vitripennis (glassy-winged sharpshooter) is the source of this 3330-nucleotide messenger RNA. RefSeq lists its product as uncharacterized. Lineage: Eukaryota; Metazoa; Arthropoda; Insecta; Hemiptera; Cicadellidae. The record is from RefSeq and is a predicted model, not a curated record. The coding region runs from base 72 to 3260 and encodes 1062 amino acids. Gene Ontology annotation, molecular function: protein binding. The transcript has 20 exons. Gene Ontology annotation, cellular component: motile cilium; extracellular exosome. Gene Ontology annotation, biological process: cilium assembly; cilium movement.